UUGGUCUGUUCACAUCUAUCUAUCUAUCUAUCUAUCUAUCUAUCUAUCUAUCUAUCUAUCACACAAAGCGGAAAAUCGCGUGCAUUCGCUUUGCAUUGUGGGAGUUUGUGGCGAACGGAAGUAGUGCCACGUCGUCUGCAUGGCGCAUGUGCGGCAGUGUCCAGUUCCGGCGUGCCCCCCCCUCCUGUCAUCAAAGACCACGGAAAGCAUCACCGUUCCAUAGAUUCUCCUGUUAUGAUGUCAGCUCCUCCAAUGGCUAUGAAGGGUGCUCCACCCCCGGGAUCAUUUGGUCAACCUCCUAAUGCACCUCCCCCACAUUUCCAAUCAAGGGUACCAGCACCUGGUGGUUCCCAACCUCCACCACCCAUGCAGUCACAACAAUGGGGUUCUUCACAGGUUCAACAUCAACAGCUGUCAAAUAACUUUAAUGGAAUUAAUGCACCACCAUCAGGGCCAUCUUCUAUGACCAUAGCUCCUCCAAUGGGAGGUGGACCCCCUAGAAACUCAGUGGGGCAAUUAAAUAACACUCCCACUUUAAAUCAAUCCAUUCAGUCUCCAUUACAGCAGGGGUCACCUGGCGGCCUUAGAAUGUUUGCUCCUCCUCUUUCUGUUGGUCCUCCUCCACCCCUUUCUGUUGGUCCACCUCUUUCUGUUGGUCCUCCUCCUUUGUCAGUGUCAUCACCACCUCUACUCAAUGGGCCAAGCAGUAUGCCUCCUCAAUCUGUCACACUUUAUGCUAAUACGACUACUUCUGCUAUGGGAACACCUCAAGGCCCUCUCCUGACAAGCAUGAGGCAGCAGCCACACUCACCUGCACAGAUGCAGCAUCAGCCACCACUACAAAUGCAGCAACAACUACCACCACCCCCAUCCCAGCAACAGCCACCACCACCUGCUUCACAGCAGCAACAAAUGUAUAAUGUAAGAGCUCCACCCCCUGGGGGUACAAUUGGUGUCGGGCCUCCUCCUAUGAACAAAAGUCCUCGACCUCCAAUGCCAGGCACAGGCAUGGGAGGUAUUGGCCCUCCGCCUAGAGGACCAGAUCCUCAGUUCCGAAAUAGUCCUGGACCAACUCCUCCUGGCAUGGAACACGCAUCACCAGCAGGAAACUAUUUGCAAGGGGGUGCUACCACACCCAGUAUCAUCACCACUUGCGUCUUGAGCCACAACACAAGCGGAGACACGGAUGAGUUGCCUGCUCCUUACCAUGGACAAGCCCAGUAUUCACAUCAAAUCAAAGCCUCCAACUUUCUGUUGAGUACCGGCAACUCAGGACCCCCAUCACAGAGAUCAUCCAGGGCCCCAUCUCCCAUUGCUAAUCAAUCGUAUGAUGCGCUAGAGGGUCAGUUCACAUGUGGAGGGCCACCACCAAUGGUACCACAAGGUCCACCUGCAGUACCUCCUCAGGGCAUGCCUGGACCUCCGCCCAAGCAGGGAGGAAUUACUGGAAAACGCCAAUACCCUCAGAUGCCUUCUAUGACGUCUCCACCAGCCUCCUCAGUUCAGACGUAUUCUGCAGUAACAGCUGGUAUGCCUCCUCCACCCCAAACUGGAAUGAAUCAGUCCUACUCUAGUGAUCCCAUGGCCACACAGCCACAGUCCCCACAACAAGCCAUGCCAUACUCCAGUCCUGGAAACAUGGCAAAUUUGAAUGCAAAUUUCAGUAACCUUAACACACAGGACUACAAUGAUGUCAUUGAUCUGAUGCAACAGCGCCAGUUGAUUGGAGCUGAAGGAGUGGAGACACCAGCCAACUGUUUACCCAAUGAAUUUAGUAAAUCCAAUGUUAGUCCUGAAAUAUUCCGCUGUACAUUGAUGGCUAUACCUCAAACUUCUGCAUUAUUAAACAAAUCUCGCCUGCCAUUGGGAGUUAUCAUCCAUCCAUUUAAGGAUCUUACACAGCUGCCUGUGAUAACGUCCACUGUGAUUGUCAGGUGCCGUACCUGCCGCACCUACAUUAACCCAUUCAUCAGCUUUGUGGACCGCACACGAUGGAAGUGUAAUCUUUGUUAUAGGGUCAAUGAUUUACCAGAAGAGUUUUCUUUUGAUCCUGUAUCCCGGACUUAUGGAAAUCCUCAACGCAGACCAGAAGUCCGUUCAUCAACAAUUGAGUUUAUUGCUCCUUCGGAAUAUAUGUUACGACCACCACAGCCAGCCGUGUAUCUGUUUGUGUUGGAUGUUACAUUCAAUGCAAUUGGCACAGAUUAUCUUUCAAUUGUAUGUAAAACACUGCGGUCUGAGCUAAGCAAAUUACCUGGAGAUUCUCGUACCCAAAUUGGUUUUAUUGCAUUUGACCAAGCACUUCAUUUUUUCAACUUGGCCGAAGGUCUUUCUCAGCCUCAAAUGCUUACAGUAUCAGAUAUUGAUGAAAUCUUUUUGCCACUCCCUGACAGUUUGCUGGUGAACUUGCACGAGAGCAGGGACCUUGUACAGGAUUUAUUGUGCCAGCUACCUCAACUGUUUGCCAAUAAUAUGGAAACUGGAAAUGCUCUUGGAGCGGCCCUGCAGGCCUCGUUCAAGCUCCUCAGCCCAACUGGAGGAAGAGUCACUGUAUUCCAAACCUGUCUACCAACUGCUGGGCCUGGGGCCCUUCAAAUGAGGGAAGACAGCAGUUCUAACAAGGCAGGUAAUAAGAAUAUACCUCACCUUGGACCUGCAACAGAUUUUUACAAGAAAUUGGCACUUGAUUGUUCUGCUCAGCAAAUAGCUAUGGAUGUUUUUAUGUUGAAUGGUCAAUAUGCUGAUCUAGCCACUGUUGCUUGUGUCUCUAAGUAUUCAGGAGGCUGUUUGUACCAUUACCCAUCAUUCCACACUGCAAAGAACCCUGGUUUAAUUGAUAAAUUUGAGACAGAUUUGGCUCGCUAUGUGACACGCAAGAUUGGCUUUGAGGCUGUGAUGAGAAUUCGUUGCACAAGAGGUUUAAGCAUCCAUACAUUUCAUGGAAACUUUUUUGUUCGGUCAACUGAUUUGUUAUCUCUGCCCAACAUCAACCCUGAUGCUGGCUUUGGAAUGCAAGUAUCAAUUGAGGAUUCUUUGACCGAAAACAAUACAGCUUGCUUCCAGGCUGCACUGCUCUAUACUUCAAGUAAAGGUGAGCGCAGAAUUCGAGUGCAUACUUUGUGUCUGCCUGUGACAACUGAACUCAGUGCAGUACAUGCAGCCGCUGAUCAGCAAGCUAUUGCUGCCCUCCUUGCUAAAAUGGGUUUCUCCCUAGGUGAUGCCCGUGAUGCUCUCAUCAAUGCUGGAGUGGAUGCUCUUUCUUCCUUCAUUUCCUCCCAGCCUUCUACUGGCAGAUUGGGCAGUUUACCCUGCCCAUUUGCUCUGCGCUUGUUACCUUUAUAUAUCUUGGGGAUGUUGAAGAGUAAGGCAUUCCGGGGAUCACAUGUCAGCUUGGAUGAACGAGUAUUUGCCAUGGAGCAAUGCAAAACAUUACCAAUGUGCUACCUUCUACAGAAAAUAUAUCCCAGUCUCUAUCCUCUGCACAAUUUAGAUGAUGAGCACAUGACAGAACGAAAUGGUAUCAAUGUGCCAUGGGCACCGAUCCUUCAAUUAACAGCAGCCAACCUUGACAGACAUGGUGCCUACUUGUUAGACUCUCUUGAUUCUAUGGUCUUGCUUGUAGGGGGCGCCAUCAGUGAUCAGUUUUGUCAAGAUGUUUUUGAUGUUCCUAACUUCUCCUCACUUUGUGAUGGAAUGACGACUUUGCCUGAGAAAGAAAACCCAAUGUCAGAAAGAGUGCGUACAUUUAUCUACAGUUUAAUGGAUGCUCGUCCUAAUGGCACCACAUUUAUCAUUUUGAGGGAAGACAGCAAACGGAAACACUUGUUUUUCCAGCAUUUUGUUGAAGAUCGGACAGAAUCAACAAUGUCCUAUUAUGAAUUCAUCCAACAUAUUCAGAAGCAAAUAUCUCGAGUGCAACUUGCACACAUCACUUGCAACAACAUCUCUUUCUUUUCCUUUGAUCCUCUAUUCUCUCCUCUCUCUUCCUUUCUCUCUAUCUUCCUCUUUUAA
Acanthosepion pharaonis is the source of this 4011-nucleotide messenger RNA. Lineage: Eukaryota; Metazoa; Mollusca; Cephalopoda; Sepiida; Sepiidae. The record is from the annotation of a GenBank genome assembly.